This is a messenger RNA of Armigeres subalbatus, 6581 nucleotides long. RefSeq names its product telomere-associated protein RIF1 (gene Rif1). The record is from RefSeq and is a predicted model, not a curated record. Gene Ontology annotation, biological process: telomere maintenance. Gene Ontology annotation, cellular component: nucleus. The coding region runs from base 459 to 6128 and encodes 1889 amino acids. The transcript has 6 exons. NCBI's taxonomy places the organism in Eukaryota, Metazoa, Arthropoda, Insecta, Diptera, Culicidae.
GAGUCGGCUCGCGAGUUUGUUUUCAUGUGUUUUUCGCCGGAGUCAGUGGCACUUUAAACCUUUUUAGCUUAGCUCUCUAUAAUUGUUGCAAUUUCCUUGUUAAAUUUGAAUUAUUCUUUAGAAAUUGUUAUCGCGAAUGUCGGGCAAGUGAAGUUUGAUUGCGCAAUAGAGAAAAUCCUAACUAGAAUUAUUAUUGGACGAAUAGACUCAUACGUUCAGUUGAAUAAGUUGAAAAGUUUUAGUGAAAAAAAAACUGAUUUAUGUUCAAAAUGCAUUAAUAAGUGCAUCCUUUACCUUAAAAGGAUUCUUGUUUUGCGAAGCAUCGAAAAGCGCGCGUUCCUUCAGUCCACGAACUUCAACCUGAUUAGAAGUCUUAUUGGAUUAUUAAGGCGAGGACACACUACUACUAAGCAUUUUAGAACGCGGGCGUAGUUCUUCGGGCUCGUCGGUUCCCCGUCAUGACGACGAGUAGUGGAAUCAAACUUCCUGGCCACGACCAGUACGAGAAACUGCGGAAGGCACUGCAGUCCGGCGGUCGAUCGCAGAUUGAGAAAAUUUUGGAAUCCCUGGUGAAAACAUGCCAGACCAGACGAGACUAUGUGGGUGCAAAGCAAAAGCUGGACGAUGAUCAGAUGAACUUUUGGUUCAAUGAUGUGCUGCGGCUGCUUUUCGACUGGGAAAACCCGGUGACAAGGGAGCUGGCCUUGAGGGCAUCAGAAGCGAUUUUGCCCCACCUGGAACAUACAUUGUAUUUGGAUUCGCCAGCGUGGCCAGCGUUGAAGACACAAAUAAGCAAUGUGUAUUCUAAUCUUUUGGAACAGGCGCGUGGCCGGAAUGACCCGGAAUGGCACCGAAAGUGGUCGGUGCUGGUGCGAAUACUGGACAAGGAAAUCUGCCAAGGUGCGGUAAUUAUUAACGUGUUCCUGGCCAUUGUUGAGAGCGGUUUUCGCUCGGCGGAACUGUUGGUUCGCGAACAGUCGUUUGAUUGCUGGCAACUGCUGGUGGAGAUUUUCGCCAAGUACAAUCAGAUUAACAUCCCGAAGCGGAUAAAGUUGAUUUGUAUACCUUUGAAGAGCUCUAAGUCCAAGACUGAGACGAUCGCCAAAAAGAAGUUCGAGAUUUGGUGGUUUCUUAUUAAUAAGCUGCAGCCUCAGUUGGAUUCAUUUGCGGAUAACGUGUUCGAGCCAUUCAUCUACUUUUGUUUUGGGCCAUCUUUUAAGACGCCGUUGUGUUAUUAUUUUGACAACAGCUACCAGGAGUUCGGAGCCCCAGGGAAGAUAUACAAUUCAAUAAAACAGUUGUCAGCGGCUGCGUUAGUUCACAUGUUAGGUCCUGCUGGGAAAGUCACUGAGAGUUUGAUUCAGGAAGCAUGUGGGAGCAACAGCGCUAAAAAUGGUGCAAUCAAAUUCACCGUCACCUCGAGUGCAGACAAGAUCAUAAUUUCACCGAAGCUGUUCACGCUGAAGGCCAAGCUUAUUAUAAAUUCUUGCACCGAGUGUACGGUUCUGUUUUCCCAGAUGAAGGACAAAGAUUACAUGGAGCUCAAUCGGUGUCUGUGGAAGAAUUUGUUAGCGAAGGUCGAACAAGAACAAACCAUUACGCGGAUCGAGAUGUUUGGUUGGAUUAAAGAAAAUUUGAAUGCAUUGAUUAAUUUGAGCAUCCAGCUUUCGGACGAAGCCCUUAAGGAGCUGAUCUACGACAUCGUACAGAUGGUGGCCCAAACAAACCUGCUCUCGGUCAUAAUCGGACAGGACAGCCCCGAGCAGUUGGUCCUUAACUAUCGCAGCUUUAUGUCGUUGAUGUUUAAUCCCGCAUUGGACUACCCUGCAAGCACAUCAUUCACCAUCCUGACGCACGUGUUCGACUUGCGACGAUACUCCUCCAAACGCGGAGGCUAUUGGGAUACGCUCCAGAAGACUGUGCAGUAUCUCACCGGACUGGAUCCGGCGCUUCUACAGAAUGGUGAUUCGAAAUCCGCCGCCAAUCGUCGGAUGGUAACCCAAAUCUAUCGCUCGAUGGCACUUCAUCUGGGGGAGCAGAUCGACUGUCAUCGCGAUCAGAUCGAGCAGUCGCAAUCCAUUGUCUACGGUUUUCUGCUGUUUCCACUUGAAUACGAUCGCUUCCUGGAAGUGGGAGACGUGCGAGACGUUUGGGAGGAUGUGUUUAACGGAAUGGUAACCGGUCAGAAGUCCCCCCGAUAUGCCUGCGGACUGAGCGAAGUUAUCAAAGCGAUGACCGUGGCCAAGUACAACUGCAAUCUGGGCGUAAUUUUGAAAUUCUUUCGCGUAGUACUGGAAUCAGUGCCAGGAGAUUUCGAUCUGGGACAACCACCUGUGAAGACUUUAGAACUAUUCAAGGAUUUGGUUCGAAAGGCGUUGGUUUUUCAGAACAGUUUGACCGAAGUGGAUGCUGGAUUGACAUGUUUCCGCAAGCUGAUAGAAAGGAUGAAUAACAAAGCUUUGUUUGCAGUAAUAAUGCCGAUUCGGAACGUGGUAAAUGAGUUGAUGGAUGGAGAUAAUGAAACGCUGAAGGAAGAAGUAACACGAAUUAUGAAGACACUGAUAGAUCGUUUUGUGAUGGGCCGAUUCAUCGUGGAACUAAAGUCACAACCAAAAGAGAUCAAGUGGAACUGCAAGAUGUUAAUCGAUCAGUUAAUGAAGCAGCAGUGGAAAAUAGGAGAGCUGAAGAAAUUAGUUGAUAUUUGUGAAGGCAAAGAUCCUAAUAAGUCGCCAAAAUCGCUCAAGAAGGAAGGAGAAUUUGUAGUUAUCGAAAAAGUGUGGAAAUUUACCCCAGAUAAACUGACCGAGCAUCAACGAGAACGACUGAGCAAGAAGCGAGACGAUAUUCCAGCACUCUAUAAUGAUUUGAGCCAGUCACAAGAUAACUAUGUGAUAAAACCGUGGACGCCGAAUAAAGUUGUGAUACCCUCGGACCAAAACCAAGAUCAUGACACGAUUGUCAUGUGCGCUAGUACAGAUUCUGGUGCGAUCCCGAAUGGAGAAGUGCCAGAAGCAUCGGUUCCAAAAGAACAAGGAGCCGGAGUUGUCACGGAAAACAAAUUGGACAAGGAGAACAAUAACGGCAAUAUUCAAAACGCCGACGCAAAAGAGGAGUCUGGCGGAUCAUCAUCAGUUGUAGCUAAGAAGCCUGGUGAGAAAAAAAAUCGGAUUGCAAGAGAGUUGGACCAUUUGAAGAUCGAUACGGUCGAAGGGAAGAAUCUUCAAGUGGGAAGACUUCCCCGCACCAGACGAGCCGGAAGCCUCGAACCUGCCGCUGUCCCUAACAAACGAAAAAGCCUGGAGCCGAAAAAGUUGUUGGAAAAGAGCAAGAGAACUGACUCUGAAAACAGACGAACUCGAAGGACUGCAACCAAAACAACAGAAAAAGCUAAGGAUGAACCUCUCCUCUCUCCUGCUAAAAAGAAAGCCGAAGAGAAAGCCAAAAGUCCCGGCGAUCGUACGUCUCCCAGGAAAGCAUUAAACUUUGAUAACGUAAUCGAUAAGCAACCUGCAACAGCGUUAGAAGCACCUUCUUCUCCCGUUAAGCCGAAAACCGUCAAUGAUUCUAUCGAUGAAAUCGUGGAAUCUUCUCAAGCGGGCUCUCAGUCUUUGCUCUCCCGAAAGUUCACACCCCGGAAACCAAAAGAGGAGGAAAAGGUAGAAUCUCCUAAAAGCGGCACCGAGACACUUCCGUUCGAUACUGAAGCUGAAAAAGAACUGGCCAAGCUUUCCGAUCGUAAAUCACCAAUGAAGGCGAAACCCGAAAGUCCCUUGAAGUCACCCGGUAAGAAUACGAGAGCUGCUGUAGCAAAUGUGCAGCAGCAACCGAUCUGCUCCGAUAUAGCAACAGAACCCAACACCGAGCCAGUGCUCACUGCUGUGGACACGGAAACACUUGCGCCGGCUGAAUCAGAAACAAUGUCUCAAAUUGAAUUGAGACCCAGGGUCGCUUCUCCUGCAAAACCUGCUGCAUCUCCGGUAAAAGCUGUCGCUUCUGCAGCCAAGGGCGUACCAUCUCCUGCGAAAGCAGCGGCAUCUCCAGCAAAAGCAGCGGCAUCUCCAGCGAAAGCAGUUGCAUCCCCAGCUAAGCGCUCUGCAUCCCCUGCAAAGUCUCCGGCGAAAAGCCCUAGGAAGGGGCUACGAUCAACUAGUCCGGUUCCGGAGCCAAUGGAAAUCGACACAAUUCCACAGUCUCCCAAAAAAUCGGAAAAUCCAGAGGAGAUUCAAACAAAAUCUCCAGACCUAUCACCGGUUCGGAAUCUGGAUGAAGACAUGGAACCGCUCACAAGGAGCCUCAAUCGAAGUUUAGUCUCUUCACCGGACGGCGCAGAUCAGGAGGCCCGAGAAGCUGAUUUGCUUAACAGUACUCUCAAUAUCUCUCCUAUAUCCGAGGAGAAAGCGCAUCCUUCCACACCGUCCCUCCCAGUGGCCGCAAAGGUGUCUCCUGCCUCCGGCAGUGGCGAAAAGCGAGCAUCUAGCCGAAUUAUGGAACGCGAAAAGGGUCCUUCAGUAUCGUCGCCCAUCACACGUCGCACUCGCAAUUCACCACCAGUCCUGCCGGCAGCUGUUGCAAAUCUACGAAAUCGUACACCCCAAACGACCCCCAGAAGUCCUAAAACUUCCGGGAUUAUAGAGCUCCGUGGGCGUGGUGCACAGCUCAUCAACCUGAUCCGCAGUCAACAGAACGAGAUGUCCCCCAAACCGUCAGUUCUUCCAUCCCCACAGCACUCAUCCACCCCUAAAUUAGCCAUGUCAAAUGAUCGCAGCCUAAUGCUCAGAAAACUGGCCACUGUAACCGCAGCACCGCCAAGUCAAACUCCUGAACAACCUAAAGCUCAACCGCCACCAGUUCAAGAAAAAGAAACGGAAAAGGAAAAGGGCAAUGAAUACUUGGUCUUCUCGAAGGUCCUCCCAUCUCCGAAAGCUUCACCGGCGGCAAGCAUCCUCAAACGGAAACACAACCAGGAUGACAGCGGAGACGACCUCGAGUCCCCUGCCAAUAAACGAAAACGGGUUAGUUUCCACGAUCCGCCGGUUUCACUCACAAAGGAGUACAUCCGCCAGGAGGAAGAAUGUCGUUCACCCUCCAUCAGUCGAUGUAUCCUAAUGACUGGAAUGUCUCCAACCGACAAAGCCAAGUUCCUACUCCGCAGGAAGAGCAAGGCGGACAGCAUGUCCGAACUAGCCAAGUUCACCCGAGGCUCCUCCACAAAUCCCGCUGAACCGGGCAAAGAAGAAGACGAUGAAAUUUCCUCCUCUCCUGAAUCGCUGGAUGGUGAAUUUAUGUUAAAUACAACCGACAACAUGAGCUCUUUGCAAGUAACGACCUGUGACGAGGAAGUCAGUACUAAGGAAGUACCCAAACCUGAAGCUUCGGUAGAAGCAGUAACAGAACCUCCUCCUGUUGUGUCGACAUCCGACGAUCCCGUUGAACUUCCCAAACGAACAUCUCCACGGAAGAUCUCUCCCAAACCUGCUUCUGAAGAGCCAGCUCCGACGAAACACUCACCUCACAUAGCUGCUGUACCGAAUAUUCCUGCUGUACCCAUCCCGGAAAAAACGGACACCAGCAUUCGCUUCCAAACGGAGGAAGAAAUCCUCGCACAUGUGAUCUCAAAGUACUCACUGGACACGAUCGUGGAGAAAUGUUUAGCCUCCGGCAAAACCCUCGAACAGCAAAAAUCCGCUCGACUCCUCACCAAGGAACUGUCCACUCUGAUGUCGAAGAACAGCAAAAUGCGCCACACCGUACUGGACGAACUGUCCGAACGCCAUUCCGCUGAAUUCCUCGAGCAUGCCGUGCAGGAGAAUUCCUCCGCCAUGGUUUGCCAGCGGUUAUCGAUGACGGCGAUGACGGAGUUCAUCUUCGACAAGCUGCGGAAAAUGCCCCCGGAAGGUGGCACUCGAGAGGAACAAGACGAGCGCAUCAGAAUCCUGCAGACCAUGUUCGACAACCUGGCCCGGAUGCACACGAGCGUCGGCGGGGACGAGUUCGCACGGAUGAAGGAUCGAUUCGUGAAAGCGUCGGUGUUCGCCAAAAACCGGGACGAAGUGAUGGCCCUGCUGGAGGAGUACUUCCGACAGAGCAGUGCGGUGGAACCAGGACGGACCGGGACUGCGACGUCGUGAUGAGCUAUAGUUAGGACUUUUUAUACACGGUAAGAGAUUUUAGCGAGUAGUGAAGUUAUAUUUUAAGGUGUAUUUCUACAAUGAAGAGAAAGAUUGAUCCAUUUGUUCAAGAGUGUAACAUUCUUAACGUCUUAGAAAUGUACUAUUUCCAUCACUUUUUUAAUAACGAGAUAUAUAUUUAGAUGAAAUAUAGCCGUGUAGUUGUGGGCACGUAGUUUAAACCGAUUCAAGUAGCCGAAUGUUUUUAUCUAACAAAAGAAAAUCUUAUCAAAGACGCAACGUGACUUGCCUUUUGGAAACAAAUCUAAUAUUUAGGAUAUUUUCAAUAAUCGGAACACGAGGUACAAAACAGUAAAUGAAGUAAUAUAAAAAAUUGCUUGUCCACGAUUGGUAUAAGUUCUAGAUAGUAAGUGAUGAGAAUUAAUAAUAAGUUUUCUUUUUACAAGCAGAUAA